Zingiber officinale is the source of this 3080-nucleotide messenger RNA. RefSeq lists its product as uncharacterized. NCBI's taxonomy places the organism in Eukaryota, Viridiplantae, Streptophyta, Magnoliopsida, Zingiberales, Zingiberaceae. The transcript has 11 exons. Bases 1286 to 2923 code for a protein of 545 amino acids. The record is from RefSeq and is a predicted model, not a curated record.
GGGUGGUGCUGCUGGAGCUGCUCAUCGGCCGGAAGACAUUGGACGACAGCCGGCCGGGUCGGGUGCACAACCUCGUCGACUGGGCCCGGCCCCUCCUCCUCCGCAGCAACAAGCUGUUCAAGAUCAUCGACCCCCGGGUGGACGGGCAGUACACCGCCGAGAUCCUCCUCAAACUGUCCCGCCUCGCCUACGACUGCCUCAGCCAUAACCCCAAGGUGCGUCCCCACAUGAGCGAGGCCGUAACCAUCCUCGCCGACUUGCUCGACUGCGAGCGGUCCGCCCUCCGCAUCGCCGCCUCACCGAAGGUUCUCGAGGAUGCAGCGGCGGGGACGGAGAGGAAGAGAGAGUCGGAGGAGCAUGGCAGGAGGACCAGCAAUCCUCUAGGCGACGGAGGUCUCCAGCCUUGAGGACCUGAGGUCCCAAAGGAUCGCACAGCAGGGCGGAGGAGAAAGCAAUAGACUUGUAACCAUUUUUUCCUCCCAAAUAUCUCAUCUUCCCGCCUUGAUUUUAGAGAGUGAAAUUUAUUGGAACUGAAAUUAUAGAGAUCAAGCGAAAUCUUCCAUCAAUUUUUUUUUCCGGCGGCCACGUCCUUCGUCACGGCCCUGGCGAUCAACAAAACCCUAAAUUUUGCCCUUCUUAGUUAUGAGAUCGACAGCGUUCUGCACGAGCUUCUGCGUUCAUCAUCGACAUCAUCAUUUCUCCUCCCACUGGCCAUGCAAUCGAGGCUCCGCCCGUCGCUUUCGGUGGUUCUCGUCAGCACCCGCUGAACCAACGAAUGCCGCGGAGUGUGUUGAUCGGUGGCGCUCACUUCAUCAUGCUGCAGCAAAGAAAACGACCUUCAACUGCAAGCAAAAGGAGGACCACUGCCAUCGUAUUGCGUGUACGGCUCGACACCAGAAGCGAGUGAAUUAGAGGGGCAUUAGGGAGGGAGGACCCCAUUUAAAUUAAAUCCUUCUGCUUGCAUUUAAAACCUCUCUCGCCCUCGAAAGCGAAACCUUGCUGCUUUCUCCAUAAGCCACGGGCGUUGGAGCAGUGGAAGUCUUCGCUUCGACAAGGAGACGCCUUUAAUCCUCGAAAGCAGCGACAUCCAACCGCCCUCCUUUCCCCCCUUCCGAUGCCCUCAAUUCCUUUGACCUCAUCAUUUCCGGAUCUCGAUCGCGAUUUUCCUCUCGUCGGUGGCAGCGCUGAAUGGUAAAUUAUAUGCAGCAUAUUGAAGAAAAUUUUACCACAGUAGGCUUCAACUUGACUAUUUGUUGGCUAUGUUGAAGAGGAAAUUUUGGUUAUUAUGACGGGUCGUAACGUAGAGGUGAUCAGCAGCAAAGGUUGUUCAAGGCUCUUCGUUGCUUCUUCGACCUUGCUUCCAAAUGCAAAUAGUCUGAAAUUCAUGGUGAUUGCUUCUCCUGCUUCAUCACUUUCUGAGCCAACUCUUCCUUUGCCACGGGGUCCUUUCACCGGUCUCGUUAUUUGUGUUACUGGCCUCUCCAAAGAAGCAAGAAAAGAAGUCAUGGCAGCAACUCACAGACUUGGUGGUCAGUACAGUGGAAGUUUGAAUCCUCAAUGUACCCAUCUAGUUGUGCAGAGCUCUAUUGGAAGAAAACUUGAACAUGCUAUGCUGCAUGGAUCAAAGAAUGGUCUUUUCGUUGUUACUUUAGGGUGGUUUGUGGACAGUGUAAAGAGAAACACGAGGCUGAGUGAGGCUCUUUAUAGUGUAAAAAGUAUUGGAGAGAAUGGCUUGCCUUCGGGGGAAUUAAAUCGAAUUGUUGGGGUUCCUGGCAGUGAAAAGUCUUGUCUCCCAAGUCCCGCUUUUGAAGAUGACAAAUCAUUGGCUAGAGGUUGGCGAACUCCAGUAAAGUCUCCCAACAAGGAACAAACUCUUGGUGGACCUGUUUUUUCCAACAAUUUUAUCUACAUUGAUCCAGAAGUUUCAGAUGAGAUGAAGGAAAAGGUUGCCGAGGCAGUUACUAGAGAAGGUGCUACUCUUUUGGACAACUGGUUUAUUGGUUGCCAUGCAAGUCAUAUUGUCUGCGAAGGUCCUUCUAUCCGGAGAUACAUCGGUCUAGCUAAUAACAUUGUAACUCCACUAUGGAUACUGAAAACAACAAAAGAGAAGUGCAUACAAAGGCUUGUACAUUUAUCUUCUGACCUGGCUAAGCAGGUGAACAUGAUUCUUGAGAGUGAUCAAGUUGCUCGAGAGGCUAGCUUUGGCCAAAGUCCACAUCCUGUUGCUUUGAAGAACAGUUACGCUCUUCCGCAUGGUGUCAAUGUGAACAUUGAAGAAAGGCUAAAGACUGUUGAGUUAGCAAAAUUAGGUGUAAGGAAUCGUCGCACUUGCCGUAUUCAAUCAUGCCAGGAUCCAAUUCAUCCAAUCACCCCCUACACUCUUUUGGAGUCCAUCUGCUGGACGAUAUCUGAACCGACAUCAUCUGCUCGUAUCUACACAGAAUCCUCUUGGAUUGAAGAUGUAUCUGAGCACCAUCCAUCUUGUUUUUCGGGCGAUGGUGGCAAUUCUGAAGCUUCCUUAGAAAACUUCUCCCGAGCGCUAAGAGAAAGUGAGAAGAGGGAGGUCAUCUUAAAAUGUCAUUUCCUUUCAAUACUCUUCCCACUUGAUCGCUUUGGGGAAUUAGGUCCUUCAUCACGAUCAUUUUUCAGCAGUCAUGGAUUUACUUGCAUUCAAAUUUUGGAACAUAUAUACAACUUUUAUCAGGAGAACAUGGCGAUGGAGGAGAUCAACCUUGCAGUACACACAGACUCAAGGCAUGCCGAUCGACUUAGAUCAAUGUACGCAAGCAAAGAGUCGGUAGAACAAGGUUUUGUGGCAUUCAAACGCGUAGAUUUUAUUGGAAGCAGACGAAGUUUUGAAAAACUGAAGAGAGUAAGCGAGGAAAGUAAUGGAAGUUUGUACCAACUUCUGAUAAGAGCGUGAAUGCUGCAUCCAUUUGUGGAUUAACAAAAUCUUUGUUUUUUUUAUUAUUUUCGACUUCAUUAUUUCUUCUUUGUGUUCUUAAUUGUACAGCUGUACCUUCGCUAUUUUCUGUAUCAUUGUAUGUAAAGAAAUACUGUUGAUUGCUGAUUGCUCAAAA